AUGAUCGACAUUGCAGCGUUGCAGGUGUACGAGAGUACUUUGCAGUAUAAGCGAGGAAGUGAGUACAGAGGAUGCACGAUCGCGAGGUAUAAAAGACAACAGAUUAAAAUCCGUCUCUCUGCUCAGCAUUUCAUCAUGCUUCUCACAGCUCUUGCCCUCCCAAUCGCAGCCAACGUGCUCGCGGCAAAUGCGUUCCCCCUCGUCGCAAGAGCAACCUAUCCGAUCACCGGCAACGGGGUCAACUGCCGCUCAGGCCCCGGUACCAGCUACGAUGUCGUGACCUCGUACACCAAGGGAACAGAGGUUUCCAUCUCCUGCCAGACCUCCGGUACCUCGGUCAAUGGCAACAACAUCUGGGACAAGACCGGAGAUGACUGCUAUGUCGCCGACUACUAUGUCAAGACUGGCACCGACGGAUACGUAACCGACAAGUGCGAGGGUGAUGAUGAUGGCGGCGACGACGGUGGUGACACCGGCGGCAACCUUCCUGGCCUUGGUGCCACCCAGUCUGCCCACGCGAAGAAGAUCAUCGCGCAGGCUAAGAAGCAGGACGUGGGUAGCCACGGAUGCCAGGCUGCUAUCGCGACUGCUUUGGUUGAGUCCUCAAUCUACGUCUACGCCAACAGAGCCGUCCCCAAAUCCCUUAACUACCCUUACGACAAGAUCGGCAGCGACCACGACAGCGUCGGUAUCUUCCAGCAACGCGCCAUGUACUACGAUGUGGCGAAGGCGAUGGAUCCCGCUGGGUCCGCCAAGCUGUUCCUCGACAAGAUGGUUGGUAUCAGCGGCUGGAAGACCAUGGCGGUUGGUAAGCUUUGCCAGAAGGUGCAGGUGUCGGCGUACCCGGAUCGGUAUGCCGAGCGCGUUGCUGAAGCCAAGAAGAUUUGCUCUGCUGGCGGUCUCUGA
Molecule: messenger RNA, 906 nt
Organism: Aspergillus calidoustus
Lineage: Eukaryota; Fungi; Ascomycota; Eurotiomycetes; Eurotiales; Aspergillaceae
Source: the annotation of a GenBank genome assembly